This is a messenger RNA of Pseudomassariella vexata, 1263 nucleotides long. RefSeq lists its product as uncharacterized. Gene Ontology annotation, cellular component: actin cortical patch. Bases 1 to 1263 code for a protein of 420 amino acids. NCBI's taxonomy places the organism in Eukaryota, Fungi, Ascomycota, Sordariomycetes, Amphisphaeriales, Pseudomassariaceae. The transcript has 3 exons. Gene Ontology annotation, molecular function: phosphatidate phosphatase activity. The record is from RefSeq and is a predicted model, not a curated record.
AUGGCGGUCCGUUACCAUAACAAAUCGCCGGUCGAAGAUAUGCAGCUGCAAACACGAAAAGAGCGCAGAUUUCUACAAACCGAGGCGGACCUAUCUGAUCUCGCGGGCAAUGUGUCGCCAACAUCGCCAAUGUCGCCCCAGGUGACGGCGACCAGCAAGCUGAACGACAUGCUCUCGUACCUGGGCUCGAGGAACCCGAUGCCGCGUCAGGUCGCCAAGGACGACACGGUCUGGCUUCUUGACAACACGGCAUACCGCAACCAAAAGACAGGAGGAGGAUGGGAGGCCGAGUUCGUGUCGGCCGUAUUCGCACAGCACCCCUCGUGCGUUGUGAUCGAGGCCGUCGCGGCGGUCGCAAAGGAGCUGGACCUCGACGAAAAGGAUCCAAACUAUUCCACCAUCAAGGAGCGCAUACUACCCUUCUUGCAGGAUAUCAAGCCCGGCACGCAAGUCAAGGCACUGGAGAAUGGACACAACUUGAUGAAACUGGGACCAGGAGGCAGAAAUGGUAUUAGCAAUGAUAUCAAGCCGCUUAAAGGUCCCGACAGCGAUGGGCUGGUGAAGACGUACGCCCAGGUACCUCUGGGCGCGGACGGUGUGCUGGAGCUAAACACGUUCUAUGCGGAACCAGAGGGCUGGGGGGUUAUUUCUGCAGAUAUUGACGACACGAUCAAAAUUAGCAUGACUAGUGAUCCGAUUGGCAUCCUCCGCUCAACUUUCGUCGACAAGCCCACGCCGUGUCCUGGAAUGGCCGAGCUUUAUGCCUACAUGGAUUCGCUCAUCCGCAAGACGGACCCUCCUUACUUUUACCUAUCGGCCUCGCCAUACAAUUUGUACCCGUUCCUGCGUGAUUUCCGAAACCAAGCUGGAUAUCCCCAGGGCACCAUCAUCUUGCGGGACUCGAGCUGGAGUAGCAUUCCCGGACUGCUGUCGAGUUUAACCAUGGGCACCGAGGGCUACAAGGUGGACCGGAUGAAGAAAAUUCGCGGAUGGUUGCCGAAGAGGAAGAUGAUUUGUAUUGGCGAUUCGACACAGUCUGAUCCCGAAGCCUAUGGAGAGAUCUAUCGCGCAUUCCCGGGCUGGGUGAAGCUUAUCCUCAUUCGCAAAGUCACAGAUAUCGCGGCCAUUGGCAUCGAAUCCAAGAACGAGCCCGAGAGAUUUGAAAAGGCGUUCAAGGAUGUACCCAGGGGCAGUUGGCAUGUUUUUGAAGAUCCGGCUGAGUGCAGGAACAUCCUGGCAGAGACUGUGGUCUUAGAGGAGUAG